AUGGGACGCUCGAAGCCUUUGCUUGGAUAUAAACCGCAAGCGAAAACUGCACACAUCAAACGUGUGUAUCCCACAGAUUUACCCCCUCUCCCCCCUUCGUACGAGGCCGCUGUUACCCACCGCCAAUAUCAGCAGCAGCAACAACAACAGCAACAGUAUCAAACCGCCUAUGAUGAGGCUCGCAACAGAAACCAAUACACACAACACCCCGUUCAUGUCGCACACGCCAAUCAGUCCACCUCCUCUGGUUACAACCCACCGACUCAACAACCAGCCCCCGCCAAUCAGGAUGCUGCAUAUUACAACCCCGCCAUGCAACAUUCUAGAUAUAACACACCCGCCUAUCAAGAUCCCGCUUGUUACGCCCCGCCCGUACAACAAUCAACUUAUAACGCCCCCGCCGCACAACAGCGCCCACAUGCUAACAACGCUCCCGCGUUGGAUGCUUGGGGCGCAAAGCUCGCGGAAGAAGAACAACAUUACGGCGGGAGUUUCUUUGAACCCAGUCAUCCCACGGUCUACUCCAACGCGAACAACGCCAGGGGCUCCGACCACGCCAAUGGCUACAACAACUUUAACAAUGCAAACGCUUAUGCUUCGAGCAGCACAAACGUUGCCAACGCCUAUGCUGCGCGUAAUGCAAGCAGGGCAAACAUUUCCGCUACGAGCCGCUACUUCAAUGUACCACAUAGCGCUCCCAUUCCAGGCAACAACGGCGUGAAUGCUGGUAGAGUUCCACCCUCGUCCGGCCUUGCGUCAAUGGACGUCGACCCUGACCCACUUUUUGAUAUGAACAUUGACGACCCUAAUGCGAUGGAUCUUGACUGCCUCUUUGUCACAUAUGGCGGUGUCGUUUAUUUAGUUCAUUCAUUGGGUAUGGAUGUGAAUCACACUCCUGUCGACGAUGUCAUGGCGUGGGAGGCCCAGCAGUCCCAGCACCAGUUUCUGCAGUACCGACAAACUCAAAACAACGAUUUACAGCACCAGCAACACCAGCCACAACGUCAACAGUUUCAACAGUCUCAACGACAGCAACGCCAAUUAUUUCAGCAACAACAACAUCUUCAACAGCAACAACUACGUCCACAACAGCAGCAACGUCUUCAGCAACAGCAGCAACGCCCUCAGCAGCAGCAUCAGCAGAAUCAACAACAACUACGGUCCAGGUGCUCAGGGCAAGUGCGUGUAAUCUCUCAACCUGUUCCAUCCAGACUAGCACAGCCUAUUCCUUCUAUCACGCCUACAAACACCACUACGCAGCCAGCAAGCAAUGUUGCUUUUACCACUGGGCAUACGCUUUCGCGUAGGAACGUCGAACGUGUCGCCGACCGAUUCCGCGACCUCCAUCUCUCAGAAGUUGGUAUUUCUACCAGCAAUUCUUUAUCAGACGGAAACACCACCGGGGUUGGUGAUCAACGCUGCAGUCAUCCAGGAUCGAUGGCUUCUGCCGCGGCGUCGGGACCCAACAGUACCACACCCGAAGGCACGCUUGUUUCGUUCAGCAGCGAUGACCUUGUCAAUCUUGGAAGCCCCCGACCAUCUGUUCUCGGCGCGAGCGGCGUCUGGGAAGAUCUAGCUGGCUUGCAGAACGCCUUCAUUCCGCCUUCGCCACUGGUGGAUGACAGUCUUCUCGUGCAAGUCCCGCUGUCUUCGUCUCCUUACUCCAGCAGCAGCAGCAGCGGUAGCAGCGAAUACUCCCAGUACUUUGAUCUUCGAGAGCUUGACUGGAGCCGCUCGUCCGCUUCGUCGUCGCCCAUGUAUCGCGAACAGUCUUUGUCUGGCAGUGACAACCAGCGAUCGCCGGCUCGUUUCUCCAGGUCUGCCCAGUGGACGCCCCUAUCAAAGAAACUCCAGACCAUGAGCAACGUCACUCGUCGGUGUAGGACCAAGAAGCAGAAGAAGAUCAUCGUGUUGGGUGUUCCCAGAGACACUCUACAGCAAACUCGAAGGAAGAACAAGUUAUCAUCUUCCUCGUCGGCGCGUACCGUCAGGCCGAAGAAGAAGAAAGCUGUCCCCAAGACGGUUACUGCGACGCCACCCAGCGUCGUCAUCGACUCUACUGUCGUUUCGGCGGAGCAGCAACCUGAAACAACUCGUACCGCACACGCCAAUUCAUUGCUUGACGUUCCAAGGCGUUCGGCAAAUCCCGCCACUACCCCUGUCAAAGCAAUUACCAAGGUCUUGCUCCCUAGACGAGUCCUCGCUGCCAGCAUCACUCCGCCUAGCUCUCGAACCGCAAUAGAAAACAGGCGCCCACGCAAGACUGUGACGUUCGCUGACGACGUCGCCCCCAAAGCCGUCCCCAAAGCCGUCCCUGCUCCCGUCACACCCAAGGCCCAACCUCUGUUGCCUUCUCUUCCCAUCACCCCUGUCAGAGAACCUAGGGUCUCGCGUUCCAGCUCCAACUCAUAUGAGAAGGCUUCUUACGUUGCUCCCGUUCCUUCCUCGCGCGAUGUCGAGAAGGCAUAUUCUAUCGGAUGGUGUCGCUAUGAGACUACUUCUGAACGCGCGACGCCAGCCACCCCUCCAGCGCGUCCACGACGCGAGCGUGAGAAUAUUUCUGGUAGCCACCCCCUUUCCAAGGUGCCUCUGGAAAGGAACGGAAAGGUAUCUGUAGAGAAGGCCUCAUCUCGUACUGUUACUGAACCUCAGCCUGCCAAAUGCGACGAGAAAGCCUUACCGGGCGCGUUCCCAGAGGAGCCUGAGGCCAGUGGCCCUACUCUGUUUUCGUGGUUGAAACAGAAGGUUUUGAGGUGGUAA
Molecule: messenger RNA, 2760 nt
Organism: Psilocybe cubensis
Lineage: Eukaryota; Fungi; Basidiomycota; Agaricomycetes; Agaricales; Agrocybaceae
Exons: 3
Coding region: 1-2760 (919 amino acids)
Source: RefSeq, a predicted model, not a curated record